Messenger RNA from Emiliania huxleyi CCMP1516, 585 nucleotides. RefSeq lists its product as hypothetical. The record is from RefSeq and is a predicted model, not a curated record. Lineage: Eukaryota; Haptophyta; Isochrysidales; Noelaerhabdaceae. The transcript has 2 exons. The coding region runs from base 1 to 585 and encodes 194 amino acids.
AUGGCGCUGCGGCGCCGCCUCCCUGUCCUGUCCACGGAGCAGGCACACGGCGGCACGGCCCUCCACCAGCUGCAGGCGGCGCGCACCUCCCAGUGGAAGCACCAGAUGCUCCCACAGCACAUGCAGCUUUGCGCAGCGCAGCGCACGGGCCACGCCACGCAGAGCCGACCCUCAGUCUGCCCAAGAGGCUGCCUGCGGAAGGCCUGGCAGGCACGGUCGCUCUCCGACAUGAGGCGCGUUGCACUUGCCAGUGCUGCCCUGGCCUUCUGUGUGCCCGCCCAAUGGGUGGGAGGUGCCUCUGCUGCUGUGGCGUGCCUCACGGCUGCGACUGGCCGGCGCCUCGGCGCGUCAGCUCGGCUCGGCGUAGCGAUCGUGGCCAGCGCAACUCGCCUGGACUCAACGCUCAGCCAGGAGCUCCCGCACGCGCUGGCGCGAGUCAUGGCGCAUGCAACGCGUCUGAAUGCUCGCCUCGCCUCGCGCAAAUGCGACCGUCCUCGCAGCCGACAGUCCACCGCCUGCUACAGAAGCACUGCGACGAAUGCGGCACCGGCGACGCAUGGCAGGCUGGUCAUGACGCAGUUAUAG